Molecule: messenger RNA, 2313 nt
Organism: Drosophila arizonae
Lineage: Eukaryota; Metazoa; Arthropoda; Insecta; Diptera; Drosophilidae
Gene: Spn85F
Product: Serpin 85F
Molecular function (GO): serine-type endopeptidase inhibitor activity
Source: RefSeq, a predicted model, not a curated record
UCAAUUAGAGGCGAAAAUAAUGCAAUUUAUGAACGCGCUCAGAAUUUGCGACAUUUUUUGCUAAACGGAUUUCAUGCUUCAGUUACACUUACAACAGCAAUAGCAACAACAGCAACAACAACAACAUCCACUAAUAACACUGAACUAAGAACAGUUAACGCGUUUAUCAAUGUGCAAGGUCAGAGCCAACAUGACCUUCGGAGCACACCUGAUGUGCAGCUUGAUUGGGCUAGGGCUGCUGUUGUUGCCCGGCCACGCCCACUACAUACAAAUCGAUCACGAGGAGUUUCGGGCCAGUGGCUAUCCCCAUCCACCGCCGCCGCCAGCUGCCCUGACACCGCUGGAACUGGAGCGUCUGCCGCACGUGCUGGCCAAGCAGCUGACGCCGGCCGAGGUGAUGGUCGACCUGACCAACGAUCUGACCCAUCGGCUGCUCCACUAUCACUCCAUACUCAAUCGGAAUAACUUUGCGUUCUCGCCGACGGCACUGGUCAGCGUGCUGGUGGCCCUCUACGAGGGCUCCUCGGCCAGGAGCGCCACAGAGCUGCGCAAUGUGCUGCAGCUGCCCAGCAAUCGUGACGUCAUACGCGUCGGCUACCGUGACAUACACCGACGGCUGCGGACCUACUUCUUCGGCUCCGACAAUCCCCUGAAGGGGCUCAGCCUGAGCCGCGCCAAUGUGACCGUGCUGAAGGACUUCGAGACUGUGCUUAUGUUCUAUGGCUAUGAUCUGAGUGUCGAUAUGGUCUCGUCGACGCCAGCGAAUAUGACAGUGGGCGUGGCCAAUGCCACCGUGGCGGGCAAUGCGACGGCUGACGAGAUGCAGGCUCCGACAAGCACGCCCCAGGAUGUGGACACAACAGCAGCAACCGAGCUGCCCACUAGCACCACCGCAGAGCCAGUCACCACCACAGCCAUGCCCACGACCACCACAACAACAGAGGAGACAACUACAGUCACAACUGAAGCGGAGACAACAACCACAGAGGUGGCUACAGAGGCCGCCGCCUCCGCUGAGGCCGCUGAGCAGGCCCCUGGCGAGGAUGAGGCUGCCGAGCUGGUGUCCGCCUUCGUCGCCGAAGAGGAUGCCGAACCCUUUCUGCGCAUACAAAAGGCGCGCGUCUCGCGUCUGCCCGUUAGCAAGCUGCAGGCACCGCUGAAGCACUCCAAUCCCAUAACGCCGAAGCCCGGCUAUUUGCCCAGCGCUCGGAUUAGCGUCCUGCCCAUGAUGGCCCGCCAGAUGGCAGAUGUGCGACCUACGCACAGACAGACUGUGCCCCACUAUGGCGCACGUUCAGCUGCCCCCACGUCCAUGUCCUCGCCCAACACAACGCGCAGAUCGAAUGGGACUCGGCACAAGCGCCAUGUGUUGGGCUACAAAGAGCUGGACGCGAAUCUCUUUGUGACGCUGUUCAGUCCGCAUGCACCACAUGGCCCACCACAUGGCGCACCACAUCCACUGCCCAUACCACCGACAGCAGCCUUUGCGCACAUCACAAACGACUUUGAUCCGCACUUCAUCAGCGAUGGAGCUGAGGGCAAAACCAACUACAAUACGGACGUGAUCAGCCAUGUGUUCUAUCUGGGCAGCCAGCAGGUGGUGCACACCACAUUUAAGGUGUACAAUGCGGUGCUCUACUACAAGUACUUUGAGCAUCUGAAGAUGAGUGUGCUGGAGCUGGAGCUGGACACACCCGAGUACAAUUUGAUGAUCUUGCUGCCCGACUACCACAUGGACAUUGUGGCCGCAGCUGCCUCGCUGAAGCUGGGGCCCACGCUGCGGCUGAUGCGCAAGCAGCUGAAGGCACGUUGGGUGCAGGCCAUCAUACCCGACUUCAAGCUGCACGGCACCAUGUUCCUGACCAACGAUCUGCAGAAUAUGGGCAUCUGUGAUAUCUUCGAGCCGAACCGCGCCGACUUUCGACCCAUGACUGAGGAGAAGGGCGUCUAUGUGCGACACAUUGAGCAAUCGAUCGAUGUCAACAUCCGAACGCAUCCGAUCAAUCAGCUCAAACGCAACACUGGCGCUCAAACGAAGCCCAUACAGAUCUCUGUGAAUCAUCCGUUUCUGUUUUUCAUCAUCGAUCGCGACUUAGACGUGGCCGUCAUGUCGGGCCGCAUACUCAAUCCACUCAAUGUGCGCAUACAAUGAGCUCUGGGCACUGGAGCACAACGAAGGUCAACGGAUUGAACAGCAUUGAAAGCGAAGUUGGAAGCAAUGCUUGCUUCCUGGUGCCAGCCUAACAUACAUCUUCAGUUGUACAAUUGUAAUGUAAAUAAUGCAAAUGUUUUCUUUUUAUAAAUGAUGCUCAC